Molecule: messenger RNA, 1124 nt
Organism: Vespa velutina
Lineage: Eukaryota; Metazoa; Arthropoda; Insecta; Hymenoptera; Vespidae
Product: dynein light chain Tctex-type 5-like
Exons: 6
Coding region: 1-708 (235 amino acids)
Biological process (GO): microtubule-based movement
Cellular component (GO): cytoplasm; cytoplasmic dynein complex
Molecular function (GO): dynein intermediate chain binding
Source: RefSeq, a predicted model, not a curated record
AUGACUGUACCGAACGAGAGUUUUAUCGAGUUAGUCGACGAGUUCGACGACACGUUCGCCCAACUUACUUAUGGAAGUAAAGUACUUUAUAGAGAUCCAUGGUUGAAAAAAGUUUCUUCCGACGUCGUCGACUAUGAGCUGCGAAAUUUGACGAUUAAUAUGACCUCAAUCGCCAGCAAACGAAACAUUCGAUUAUCUUCGAAGCAAUCCUUGGUCAACGUUGAGGAAGGAUUGGGAAUUUAUCAUGACGAUUAUAAAUCAGAUAAGAAGAAAACUUUGUCAAAAUUGUUGAUCGUGCCCACUACAAGCCGUUUCUUAUUUCAUUUGCGAGGGAAUCGAUUAAAGAUACCAAAAUAUCAAAACACGUAUCGCCUGAAACCCUUCAGAUCUUUCUGCGUCGAGACGGUCGACAAUAUCGUUUCUGCCGUAAUGGAAAAUAAAUUAUCACUCUUCUCGUUCUAUCAGUCGGAUAAUGCCUCCAAGUUAUCUAUGGAGAUUUCCAACGAUGUCUUCAAAGCGAUCAACAAGAGAGAUUACGAUAGAUGUAAAAUAGUGGUACAAGUGACUAUCAUACAACGUAUGGGGCAAAGCGUACAUUCCGCCUUUCAGUGCCUCUGGGAUGUGGAACGUGACAAUUACUCGUACUACGUUUUCGAAAAUUCUCACAUAUACGCGUGGUGCUGCGUGUUCGGUCUUUACUACGAAUGAAAACGAAAUUCCCUGUCUCUCUCUCUCUCUCUCCCUCUCUGUGUGUGUGUGUGUCUGUUCCUCUAUUCCUCUCUGCGUAUUUCUCCAGCUUCAACCUUAGCGACGACCCGUAGAGACCGUCUGGUGUUACCGAGCAACGUAGAGCAGGUGUCCUUUUAUCCUCUUCUCCGUACGAGCGCGAUCCUAAUACACAUAUUUUCCUGUUAUUACGCGAACAAGAUCGACAAGAGACGCUACGUACUUUCGCUCUUGAAAUUCAUGUUCGUAAAAUCAUUGAGGUCCGAACGUUUAAAAGUUACUCUCGAAAACUAUUUCGUACGUUGCUCUCUUUACUUUGCGAUAUUUCAUAUGACAUUAUUUCUUUAUGUUUGAAAUACAAUGAACCCCCCGUUGAAGUCCCGAUCGAUUAUACCUAU